AUGGUCCUCCGCCAUGUCUAUAAUCUUGGACAUGGCAACAGCAGCACCUGUCUCCCUCUCCGACGUGUGGCAAGGAUACCAUCGACUCAACAUUUAGCCCGGCUCGCAAGCAGCAGUGUCUACGUCAGCACAAGACGCCCUGCCUCCCGUAGUUCGACCAUCUGUGCCGGAAGAAUUCCGUCUUUACAGGAACGGGCUACACGAUGGUACACGCAUUCUUCCGCAUCCCGCCAUGAGCAGAACAAGCCAGCUCCGUCACACGACGAACUGCACAACCAGCACGACCAACCCGAUCCCUCUUCCAACCCCGACACCGUCCAAUCCGAAAACGAACCACCACCCCAACCAACCUCCAGCUUCAACCCUCCAUCCUCGUCCAGCGCAGCAGCCCGUGACCCAUCCUCCGCACACCACGACCUCCCCUCAUUCCUCGCCUACGUCGCGCGCACCGGCCUCUCGCCAACGAGCACCGUCUACACCGGUACGCUCUACGAAUACUCAACCUCCACCACGCUACGCAGCUACGGCUUCGACCUGCACCGCGUCGGCGGCCGUGGUGACCGCGGCGUCGACCUCAUAGGCCUCUGGCACAUUCCGCGCCUGCUGUCACACACCACUGGCGAAUGGAAAGAAUACACCAAUCCAUCUACCGGCGAGACCGAGGUCGAAACAGACACCUUCCGCGUCCUGGUACAGUGUAAGCGGCUCGUCGGCAAACAUGCAAAGAUCGGACCGAACCUGGUGCGCGAGCUAGAUGGCGCCGUAAGAGGAGCGAGACUGGGUGCAUUGUUCGACAGGGUCUUUGCACAAACACAAACUGAAACCUCCGGGGCGGCGGUGGACAGUGAAGAGAUGGAAAGGACAAAAGCGAUGACUGGACCGACGAUCGGUGUUCUCGUGGGCACACGACCGGCGACGAAGGGCGUCAUCGAGGGAAUGAGGCGGUCGGCCAGGGCCCUGGUCUGGAUAAUGAUGGAAGAAGUGCCAUCUGCGCCCAACCGAGGCCAUUCAUGUGACGAGGAUGCGGACAACGAGGUCGUUACAAAAGAAGGAACGCCUUCUCCCGAAUCCUGUUUGGGCAACACGACGCCCCCGGCUUCAGAAUCAGCCAUCGAGUCAGACUCCACCACAGAAGCAGAUCCGGCCGCUUCACAUGAUGCUUCUCCGUCCCAGGCGAUCCCCAAUUCUGAGCCGCAUGGCCGCAUCAAGCAGAUCCUCUGGAACCAAGCGGCACGCAAUCUGGGCCUCGAAGACGUCAAUGUCGUCUCGCGCUACGACGCUUCAGGGCGAGAGGAGGUGGUGCUCAUGCGUGGCGGACGAGUCUGGGGAGGGUCAUGA
Messenger RNA from Exophiala xenobiotica, 1338 nucleotides. RefSeq lists its product as uncharacterized. Gene Ontology annotation, cellular component: mitochondrion. The record is from RefSeq and is a predicted model, not a curated record. Lineage: Eukaryota; Fungi; Ascomycota; Eurotiomycetes; Chaetothyriales; Herpotrichiellaceae. The transcript has 2 exons. The coding region runs from base 1 to 1338 and encodes 445 amino acids.